This is a messenger RNA of Gracilinanus agilis (Agile Gracile Mouse Opossum), 559 nucleotides long. RefSeq names its product stimulator of chondrogenesis 1 (gene SCRG1). Bases 1 to 552 code for a protein of 183 amino acids. The transcript is spliced from 4 exons. The record is from RefSeq and is a predicted model, not a curated record. NCBI's taxonomy places the organism in Eukaryota, Metazoa, Chordata, Mammalia, Didelphimorphia, Didelphidae.
AUGCUGCAUAUAUUUCCACAGCGGUCGAGUCCGAAUUAUGCAAGAUCACGUUUCAAAAACAAUAUUUUUCGUUGCCUUCGAGUCAUUGCCAGAGACCACUGGAGUAUCCGUUUAAGCUCAGCCCUCCAAAAAGAUUACUGUCCCCAGUCUGGUGCUCAGUUUGUCUUUAUAUGGUCCUUCAGGCAAGCAGCCAAUGCCCGUGAAAGAGCCUCCUCAUUGGAAAUUAAGAUAGUUGGUGCUCAGAGGGAGCUGAAAGCCAAAAUGAAAACCACGGCCCUGCUGGUUUUGCUGAAUUUGCUGCUAGGGGGACAUGCCAUGUCCACCAGCCGCCUCUCUUGCUACAGAAAGAUUUUAAAAGAUCGCAACUGCCACAAUAUUCCCGAAGGAGUGGCAGACCUUAAACAGAUUGAUGGACACCUUCAGGACCACUUCUGGGAUGGAAAAGGAUGUGAGAUGAUCUGUUAUUGCAACUUCAGUGAAUUGCUGUGCUGCCCAAAAGACAUCUUCUUUGGGCCAAAGAUCUCUUUUGUGAUUCCUUGCAACAACCAGUGAGAAUCUU